GGCUCCGCCCCCUCCGUGGCGCACGGCGGCCGGCCCGACUCUUCCCCGUCGCGGGCGCGACUGCCGGGGUUUGUCGCGAGCGGGGAGCCGUAGUGGGCGGGCUGCGCGCGCGCGCGCGCGUCGAGGACCCGGAAGCGGCGCGGGAGCGGCUGGAGGGAGCAGACGUUCCCCGUCAUGGUGGGCGAGAGGAGGAACGGAAACCUGCUCGUGCACCUGGGGCCCAAGCUGCAGGCCCACCCCGAGGAGCUGAUCCGGCAGCGCCGGGGCCACGAUGGCCACACCGAGUACCUGAUUCGCUGGAGCAUCCUCAGCUUGGAGGAGGCCCCAGGGAGCAGCACCAAUGCCUCUUCGGCGGAGAGCAAAGCGGAGAACAUCCUGAUGUGGAUGUCGGCAGAGGAGGUUUAUGCCAACUGCCCGACGCUGCUGGGCAAGAGGAAGCCCGAGGGGCAACGGGUGAAGGAAGAGAAGGCAUCCAGCACGUUCCCUCCGGACGUCACGCUGGACGAGGCCUCGCUGCUGGAGAUGAAGGCUGACGUCAGGAACCUGGUGCAGCGGGCUGGCCGGCAGAUGGCUGGGCCCACGGGCCCGGAGUCCUCCAUCCUCAACACCAUCCACGUGCUGAGCGCCUACGCCAGCAUUGGCUCGCUGACGGGCGUCUUCAAGGAGACCGGGGCCCUGGACCUGCUGAUGAAGAUGCUGUGUAAUGAGGAGAAGCAAAUCCGCCGCAGCGCCGGCAAGAUGCUGAGGGCCCUGGCUUCCCACGAUGCAGGGAGUCGGGCCUACGUUCUCCUGUCCCUGAGCCAGCAGGACGGCAUUGAGCAACACAUGGACUUCGACAGUCGCUACACCCUCCUGGAGCUGUUUGCGGAGACCACGUCCUCCGAAGAGCACUGCAUGUCCUUCGAGGGGAUCCACCUGCCCCAGAUCCCCGGGAAGCUGCUGUUCUCGCUGGUGAAGCGGUAUCUGUGCGUCACCUCUCUCGUGGACAAGCUCAACAGCAGCACGGAGCUGGGCGGGGAGCGGCAGGACUGCACCGUGCCCUGCGCCCACGUCGGGGAGAGGAGCCGCAUGCAGCGGGAGUUCGAGUUCAGCAUGGCCAUGGCCAAUCUCAUCUCCGAGCUGGUGCGGGUGAUGGGCUGGGACCGCAGCCAGAGGAUGGAGCUGCUGUCCCUGCAGGAGGGACAGCCACGGGUCGUCCGCUCCAUCUUCCAGCCCAAGGCUCCCGCCUGCGCCGCUGUCCAGGUGGCCUCCUGCCCACCCCAGAAAGAAGCCAGUGCCUUCAAGACGCGCUCUGCCUUCCCGAGCCGCAGCAGCUAUGUGGAGUACGUGCAGGGGAACUUGGUGCGGGGCAUGCGGGUGCGCAUGCUGGAGGACUACGAGCAAGUCAGCGCUGGGGAUGAGGGCGAGUUCCGCCAGAGCAACGAUGGCACGCCGCCCGUCCAGGUUUACUGGCAGGCACUGGGCCGCACCUACUGGGUACACUGGCACAUGGUGGAGAUUGUCAGUUCGUCUAGCCAGGCGGAGCGGGAGGCCCAGGGAAAGGUGUCCAGCCUGACGAAGAACCUGAAACUGACCACUGUGACCCAGACGUUUUACUGCAAGCCCCUUGGGGGGCUGUACUCCCUGCCCUACCUGAUGGACCGGCUGAGCGAGGACUCCGAGGCCCUGAGCCGGGCCGAGUGGUGGGAGCUGCUCUUCUUCGUGAAGAAGCUAGAACCGCAUGAGCAGCAGGAGAUCGCCCAGCUCAUCCGGCAGCACCAGGAGCUGUCGGAGCUGGACGAAGAAGCCCUGAUCCAGCUGUCGGUACCGGUGGAGCUGGCCCAGCAAGUGCUGCGGGUGCUGAGCAAGCAGUGCCAGGGCUGCACUCUGGGUGACCUGCACAGCUCCCAUGUCUACAGCAAGUACUUCCUCCGCCCAGGGGGGGCGCAGCCGGGCGGCCUGGGGCUGGACGCAGCCCCCUCGGAGUGCGCCGAAUCCGUGGUGUCCAAGAAACCAAAGAAAGACCCUCCUGCUGCCAGAGUGCCUGCCCCAGCCCCCCCGGAGAAAUCCGACUGCCAGCUCUUCACCGAGCUGCUGCGAGCGGAGGGGCUAGCCUGCCCGGAGAUGGCAGAGGAGAAAGCCAAGGGGAGAAGCUGGUGAAGAUGCUGGUGGAACUGCUCACCAACCAGGUGAAGGAGAAGCUGCUGGCGGUGCUGGCUCUGCGGCUGCUCUGUGUGCUGAUGGCC
Caretta caretta (loggerhead turtle) is the source of this 2225-nucleotide messenger RNA. NCBI's taxonomy places the organism in Eukaryota, Metazoa, Chordata, Testudines, Cheloniidae. The record is from RefSeq and is a predicted model, not a curated record.